Thunnus maccoyii (southern bluefin tuna) is the source of this 4811-nucleotide messenger RNA. RefSeq names its product hexokinase 2 (gene hk2). Gene Ontology annotation, molecular function: ATP binding; fructokinase activity; glucokinase activity. The record is from RefSeq and is a predicted model, not a curated record. Bases 236 to 2998 code for a protein of 920 amino acids. The transcript has 18 exons. Lineage: Eukaryota; Metazoa; Chordata; Actinopteri; Scombriformes; Scombridae. Gene Ontology annotation, biological process: glucose 6-phosphate metabolic process; intracellular glucose homeostasis; glycolytic process. Gene Ontology annotation, cellular component: mitochondrion; cytosol.
AGCGUUUUGAACUCGGGAUGACGUCAGCGAGCGACCAACUCGAGGAAGUUGGAAGUUUGUGACAGUACGACUCUUGUUUUUAGCGACAGUUUUAAUUCACGUAAAGAAACCGAACAGGCAAAAGUAUUGUUUUUGUAUGUAUUAUUUUAAGAAGGCGGCCGUGUAGACAAACUUUGUGUUCCUUGAAGAAGGAGGACAGACAGGACGUAAAGUCGCCACACAUCACUGACUAACGAUGUUAGCGUCGAGCCUACUUGGGAAUUACUGCGCCGAACUCCAUGAUGACCAAGCGAAUAAAGUGGACAAAUACCUGCACCAUCUUCAGCUGUCUGAUGAGACUUUGAUGGACGUGUCAAUAAGAUUUCGAAGGGAGAUGGACAAAGGCCUGUGCAGAGACACCAACCCUACAGCUGCCGUCAAGAUGCUGCCCACUUUUGUGCUCUCCACUCCCGAUGGAACAGAACAAGGUGAAUUCCUGGCCCUCGACCUUGGUGGAACCAACUUCCGAGUGCUCCUGGUCAAAGUUAUGGCUGAUGGCAAGCAAAAGGUUGAGAUGGAAGAUCAGAUUUAUGCCAUUCCUGAACACAUCAUGAGAGGCAGCGGGUCUGAGUUAUUUGACCACAUAGCUGAUUGUCUGGCUAAUUUCCUGGAGAAGUUGGGCAUGAAGAAUAAAAAGCUUCCUCUGGGCUUUACCUUUUCUUUUCCCUGUAAGCAGACCAAGUUGGAUGAGAGUGUUCUGGUGUCUUGGACCAAAGGCUUCAGGAUAAGUGGAGUAGAAGGACAGGAUGUGGUCAGCCUCCUGAGGAAAUCCAUCAAAAAACGAGGGGAUUUUGACGUUGACAUUAUGGCAGUUAUCAAUGACACAGUGGGAGCCAUGAUGACCUGUGGCUACGAUGAUCGUCAUUGUGAAAUUGGCCUUAUUGUGGGAACGGGGACCAAUGCCUGCUACAUGGAGCAGAUGAGGAAUCUUGAGCUGCUGGAUGGUGACGAGGGGCGGAUGUGUGUUAAUACGGAGUGGGGCGCUUUUGGAGAUGAUGGUGCCCUUGAGGAUCUGCGCACUGACAUCGACCGGGAAAUAGAUGCAGGCUCUCUCAACCCUGGAAAGCAGCUGUUUGAGAAGAUGAUCAGUGGGAUGUACAUGGGAGAACUUGUACGUCUCAUCCUGGUGAGAAUGGCCAAAGCGCAGCUGCUGUUCCAGGGAAAGACGACAGCAGAGCUCCUUACCACUGGAAGCUUCAACACCAGCUACAUCUAUGCCAUCGAGAAUGACAAAGACGAGGAAGGUGUGGCGAGUGCUGAGAAGGUGCUCCGGGGCCUGGGUCUGGACCCGUCUCUAGAGGACUGCAUAGCCACUCGGAGGGUGUGUCAGAUAGUAUCUACACGGGCCGCACACUUAUGUGCUGCCACCCUAGUGGCUUUACUUCGGCAGAUCCGGGAUAACAAAGCAGCUGAGAAGCUGCGUGCCACUAUUGGAGUGGAUGGCUCUGUCUACAAAAAUCAUCCAGAGUUUCACAGGAGGCUCAACAAAAUGGUACGGCGACUUGUGCCUGACUGCGAUGUGCGUUUUUUGAGGUCUGAGGUUGGCAGUGGGAAAGGUGCAGCCAUGGUAACAGCUGUAGCCUACCGUCUUGCUGCUCAACAUGCAGAGCGUCAGGGCAUCCUUGACACCCUGCGUUUGAGUCGUGAGCAGCUGCUGGAGGUGAAGAAGCGAAUGAGUGAGGAGAUGGUGCGAGGCCUGUCGAAGCAAACCUAUGAACAGGCGACUGUGAAGAUGCUUCCCACCUAUGUCCGGUCCACACCGGAUGGAACAGAGCAUGGCGACUUCUUGGCUUUGGACCUUGGGGGCUCCACUUUUAGGGUGCUGCUGGUGCGAGUACGAAGUGGAAAGAGACACAAAGUAGAUAUGCACCACAAGAUCUACAGUAUCCCACAGGAGACCAUGCAGGGCACAGGGGAAGAGCUUUUCAGCCAUAUUGUGUACUGCAUCAGCGACUUUCUGGAAUAUAUGGGCAUGAGAGGAGCAUCCUUACCUCUGGGAUUUACAUUCUCCUUCCCCUGUCAACAAAGCAAACUGGAUCAGGGCAUUCUUCUGAACUGGACCAAAGGCUUCAAAGCUAGCGGCUGUGUGGGAGAGGAUGUUGUUACAUUACUCAAAGAUGCUGUCCGCUGCAGAGGGGAAUUUGACUUGAACUUUGUGGCAGUGGUUAAUGACACGGUGGGAACCAUGAUGACUUGUGGCUAUGAGGAUCCCAAAUGUGAGGUGGGACUCAUUGUAGGCACAGGGACCAAUGUCUGCUACAUGGAGGAAAUGCAGAACAUAGAAGUGGUGGAGGGUGAUGACGGUCGUAUGUGUGUCAACAUGGAGUGGGGUGCAUUCGGUGACAAUGGCGAACUAGAUGACUUCUUUACCCAGUUUGAUCGCUUUGUCGAUGAUUGCUCUAACAACCCUGGGAAACAGAGGUAUGAGAAGAUGAUCAGUGGCAUGUACCUGGGAGAAAUAGUGAGGAAUGUUCUAAUGGAUUUUACAGCUAAGGGCCUGCUGUUCAGAGGCAAACUGUCUGAUCGACUCAAGACCCGGGGCAUCUUUGAGACAAAGUUCUUGUCACAGAUUGAGAGUGACCGCCUGGCCAUGCGACAGGUCCGCUCCAUUCUGCAGCACCUGGGUCUCACUAGCUCCACAUGUGACGACAGUGUACUGGUGAAGGAGGUGUGUAGUGUGGUCUCCCGCCGUGCAGCCCAGCUCUGUGGUGCUGGUUUAGCUGCUGUGGUUGACAAGAUACGACAGAACCGCAACCUGCAGCAGCUCUCCAUCACCGUGGGAGUAGACGGCACCCUCUAUAAGACGCACCCUCAUUUCUCCAGUAUCAUGCAAGAGACAUUGCAGGAUUUGGCACCACAGUGUAAGGUGACUUUCCACAAGUCAGAAGAUGGAAGUGGGAAGGGAGCAGCAUUGAUCACUGCAGUGGCCUGCAGGAUCAAGAGUGGAGGGCAGCACUGAAUCCCUGUUGGUGGACAGGUGGAACCAGAGCCACUAUCACUGAUCUUAUAUACCAGGUUACACUGAAUAGUUAGUUGAAUACACCUUGGUCAUAUUAAGUUCUGCAGUACUGAAAUGUUUAAUCUGAAUUAUUUUGUGUUUGUGGGUUGAACAUGCACAUAUGAGAAAUGCAUAGUUAUGGUGUGAGCUGAGAAAAAUUACCUUCAGAAAUGACAGUUUGUGUGCAAGAAGAGUUGCACCUUUUGUGAAAUGUGACUUACAAACCGUGGGGCUCAUUUUUUAUUCUCAAACUCCCAGGUUUCCUCUUAGCUUGAAUGAUGGCUGUGACCUGUGUUGAGUUUCUAAACAUCUGCAGAAGUAAAGUUUAUUUAUACAGCUCCCUUAAACAUCAAAUAUCACAAAGUGCCACACAAUAAAAGACAAAAGCACAAAAUAAAAUUGAGCUAAAAGAAAAUUCUAGGAAGUCGGAGCCACUACUGGGCGGUAGAAGAAAAUCGGAAUGCUAAAAAAACACAAUUUCAUUUGUAAAUGAUCUGGGCAACAAAAAUGAUUUUUACAUUUAUAUGUUCUUCCAUAAUGCUUUUUAUAGUUGAGCUCCAUCCUGUUAUAAACCAGAAUAAAAUGGUGCUAGUUUGGAGUAUACUGUAGUCAAUUAGAAAUGACUACAGUAUACUCCCGACUAACACUGACAAAGACCAAAUAUAUAAUUAAAACCAAAGCUUAUACAUAUGUUAUUUCAGCACAGGUCUAAAGUCUCCUGUCAUAUGGUCUAAUGACUGUAACAAACUUAUUCUGAUACAAUGAAAAAAGAAAGAUGUACCAAAAUUAAACAGUACAUUCUGUACAUAUAUUUGACGAAACUUACAUUUGACAAAACACAUAGACCCUUAAUUGCUUACCUGGAGGGGAAGUUAAAUAAACCACAUUGGUCAAAAUGUAAAGGGCCAGGAUUAGUGGAACUCCUGGGGCCGGGUGGUUGUGGGAAUAGAGGGUAAAUGGGGUUUGGUUCUACUCUUUAUAGCCUUGUUUGUGUUAUUUUAUUUAUUUUUUUUCCUUUGUAUUAAAUUAAUUUGUUUUGUCUUUUUUGGAUAUUGCAUUGUUUGAAGAAAAGGAAAGUGGACUUUAAUCUAUGGAACCUGGUGGUUCUGCAAAUGUCUGUAAAGGUCUGUAGCUUCAGAGAGAAAUUCAGAUGAUUAACAAGUCAGAGGGUAGUUCAGUUGUGAUAAUCUGUUGCUUUCCUUGAAAUAAUGUUUUGUUAAAGCCAUAAACGACAUCCAGUGGUACAAUCACAACAGUCAGUCUUUGUUUGUGGAACAUAUGUUUUUUUGGAAGAAAUGUUAUUAAGAUUUGCACCAAUACCAAAAAUAUCCCAAUACUAUAUCCAAUGGCAAAAUGUUUUUACCCCACUGAUUACACCAUAAUGUUUGAUUCAAAUCUUUUCGCUGUGAUCUGAAAUUAAAACUGAAAUUUUUCUUUUUGUUCUGUUGUUUUUUUUUGUUCAGUUGUUUGACCAUGUCUGAUUUAGUCAUUAUUAGGAUGCCUGCUUUGCAAUGAAAAGGCACACUUAUCCUCCAUACUUAUUAUUCUUAUUUUUCUUCAUAUUCUGUAUAAAAUUUUGGCAAGUUACGUUUUAUGACAUUUUUGGACACUCUUUGUCCAGACCUAGAAUGUGUGAUGUUGAAAAUUGCACCAAUCUUUUUUAUUAUCAUCUUACUCCCACAGCUUCCACUCUACAAUUCUACUUAUAGUGCUGCUUUCAUAAAUAAUUUCAUCAACCAAAGACUGUCACAAUAAAGUUGACCUUGAAAUCUUA